Molecule: messenger RNA, 315 nt
Organism: Lathyrus sativus (Indian pea)
Lineage: Eukaryota; Viridiplantae; Streptophyta; Magnoliopsida; Fabales; Fabaceae
Source: the annotation of a GenBank genome assembly
AUGAGUACUGGAAACGAAAACUGGAGGACAAAUGCAGAAACACACAAGAUGAGUUCAGAACAAGUAAAAGCAGCAGGAGUGGAAGAUUCAAAGCGACCACCAGGUAGUAGCCAUGGCUCUGGUAGAAAUGUUCUUCACCAAAGGAAAUCACUUCCGUUCAACUAUUCAACAAUGGCUGUAGCUGGUUUGCUUAUUACAGCUGCUGUUGGAUAUUCGGUUUUGUAUUCAAAGAAAAAACCAGAAGCCACUGCUGGUGAUGUUGCUAGGGUUUCUGUUGGAGUUGCAGAUCCUGAGGACACCCACCCUAAGAAAUAG